Messenger RNA from Neltuma alba, 2618 nucleotides. Its product is annotated as ent-kaur-16-ene synthase, chloroplastic. NCBI's taxonomy places the organism in Eukaryota, Viridiplantae, Streptophyta, Magnoliopsida, Fabales, Fabaceae. Gene Ontology annotation, molecular function: magnesium ion binding; terpene synthase activity. The record is from RefSeq and is a predicted model, not a curated record. Gene Ontology annotation, cellular component: chloroplast. The transcript has 16 exons. Gene Ontology annotation, biological process: gibberellin biosynthetic process. Bases 1 to 2550 code for a protein of 849 amino acids.
AUGCCGCGGUAUCAUACUACAAACCCCCUCUUCUAUAUAUACCACUUAUGCGCGUGUAAGAGGGCGGCAGAAACGGUGCGUGCUUGCCGUCAUGUUUCCUGGAACAACCAGCUUGCCUCUCUCUGCUCCUCGCUUACUCAAUCCAGCUUUCUGAAUCUGUCCUCCGAUCUGUUAUUUCUUCUGAAGCAUCGAUCGGAGGUGAUAGAUAGACAGACGUUACAUGUAACUCACGAUGGAUCCAAUACAAAGGACAAAUUUGAGGGCAAACCUAACAUUAAGAUAUCAGAGGGGAAUAAAGAGAGAAUAAAGAAGAUGCUGGACAAGGUUGAACUUUCUGUAUCAGGUUAUGACACAGCUUGGGUAGCAAUGAUACCAUCACCUUCUUCUCCGGAAACUCCUCUGUUUCCCCAGUCCCUAAACUGGUUACUGCAGAAUCAACAAAACGAUGGAUCAUGGGGUCUUCCUCAUCGUAAUGACUUGUUGACCAAAGACUCUCUUGUAACAACCUUGGCUUGUGUCCUGGCACUUAAACAAUGGGGUGUUGGUGAACAACAAACUAACAGAGGGUUUCAAUAUAUUGAGUCAAACAUUGCUUCAGCUUUGGAUGAUAAGCAAGAUUCUCCUAUUGGAUUUGAUAUUAUCUUCCCUCAUUUACUUGAGCAAGCCCAGAACUUAAAUCUCAAUCUUCCUCUUGGAGGAAAGCGUUUAGAGACAUUCAUCCAAAAGAGAGAAUUGGAGAUCCAAAGUGGGUGGGGAAGCAAGUCAGAAGGAUGGAAAGCAUAUAUGGCAUACAUUUCAGAAGGAUUUGGGAAGUCACAGAACUGGGAAAUGGCUAUGAAGUUUCAAAGAAAGAAUGGCUCUUUAUUUAACUCCCCGGCCACCACUGCAUCGGCAUAUACCCAUAUUAACAAUCCACAUUGUCUUGAUUAUCUAUUUUCACUAUUAGAUAAAUUUGGAAAUGCUGUUCCAACUAUACAUCCCUUUGAUGUCUAUGCUCGACUCCAUAUGGUUGAUAGUCUUGAAAAGUUGGGUAUUAAUCGUCAUUUCAAGGAGGAAAUUGGAAGUAUACUAGAGGAAACAUGGAGAAUGUGGCAACAGGAAGAAGAUGACAUAUUUUCAGAGCCCACCACUUGUGCCAUGGCAUUUCGUUUGCUAUGUUUGCAUGGAUAUAAUGUUUCUUCAGACGCAUUGGAUAGAUUUUCAGAAGACAAAUUCCUCAAUACCCUUCAAGGUUAUUUGAAGGAUGUUGAGUCUGUUUUAGAGUUACACAAGGCUUCACAGAUAGUUUCACAUUCCAAUGAUUCAGUUCUAGAGGAACUAAAUUCGUGGACAGGACACUUUCUCAUAGAAUAUUUGUCCACUUCCUCAGGAAAUUCUCACAAACCUUCUAAUCAUUUUGAUCACGAGGUAUCUUUUGCUCUGCGUUUUCCUCAUCAUGCUUACUUGGAUUUCAUAUUAAAUCGAAGAUCUAUAGAACACUACAAGGAGGGGGAUCAAAGGAGAACUUUGAAAUCUUCAUAUAGUUCUUUGAACCUUGCAAAUAAAGAAUUCCUGUUAUUAGGAGUGGAAGACUUCAAUCACUGCCAAUUGGCAUUUCGUGAAGAACUCGAUCUAUUUAACAGGUGGUUUAUGGAGAGUGGAUUGGAAAAACUGCAUUUUCCAAUCUCAAAGACAAAAGCUGCUUAUUCCUUCUUGACAGUUGCAGCAACACUGACAUCUCCUGAACUUCGCGAAGCUCGUCUAACAUGGGCCAUGCAGGGCUUGCUCACAUGUGUCGUUGAUGAUUUCUAUGAUGUUUGGAGUACUGAAGAGGAACAAAUCAACCUCAUACAGUUAAUGGAGAAGUGGGACGUAGAUGUGGACAAACAAAGUUGUUCUGAGACAGUGAAGAUAUUAUUCUUAGCACUCAAGAGUACAAUCUGUGAGAGUGCAAGACAAGCAUUUAAGGUUCAAGGGCGUGAUGUGCUAAACCACUUGAUUCAGAUUUGGGUGGAUUUGAUGAGGUCUCAGUUAAAGGAAGCGGAAUGGUUUGGAAGCAAGCAUGUGCCGAGCAUCAAGGAAUAUGAACGUAAUGGAAUCACAUCAAUGGCCUUAGGACCGAUUCUCUUCCCACUAAUGUAUCUUGUUGGACCCAAGCUACCCCAGAAUGUCAUUGAAAGUGAUGAAUCCAACUACCUGUUUGAGGUUGUGAGUCUCUAUGGGCGAUACCUCAAUGAUGUCAAUGGCUACCAGAGAGAAAAAGAACAAGGGAAAUUUUUAAACUCAAUAAGCUUGAGGAUGAUUCAUUUGUGUGGGUCAGCAACUGAAGAAGAGGUCAUAGAAACAAUGAAGAGGAAGAUUGAGGAGAAGAGGAAGGAGCUGUUGAGAAUAGUGUCGAAGGAAGAAGGAAGCAUGCUUCCAAAAGAAGUAAAAGAUGUGUAUUGGAAAAUGUGCAGAUCGCUUCACUUAAUUUAUAAGAAGGAGGAUGUGAUCCAUGCAAAAGAGAUGCCCAAUGAGGUCAUUAACAUCAGAGACAUAGUUUUAAGUGAUCCUAUUAUUCUGAAUUCAUAGAUCACAAAUGACCUCUCUUUCCUGUUUAGAGAAGAAAAUAAUACUGUAUAUUUUUGAAUAAAGCUUGC